Gopherus evgoodei (Goodes thornscrub tortoise) is the source of this 1620-nucleotide messenger RNA. RefSeq names its product membrane associated ring-CH-type finger 9 (gene MARCHF9). Lineage: Eukaryota; Metazoa; Chordata; Testudines; Testudinidae. Gene Ontology annotation, molecular function: zinc ion binding; ubiquitin-protein transferase activity. The transcript has 4 exons. The record is from RefSeq and is a predicted model, not a curated record. The coding region runs from base 1 to 1053 and encodes 350 amino acids. Gene Ontology annotation, biological process: protein ubiquitination.
AUGUUCAAAUACCGGAUCCGCAUGUUCUUCAACGAGCUGAAGCUGCUGGUGCUGAUGCGGCGGGGCCGCCCGGAGCCCGAGCCCGGAGCCGGGGGGAGCCGGGCGCCGGGGGGCAGCGGCUGCGGCUGGCCCCCCUUCGCCGACUGCUCGGCCCGGCAGGACGAUGAGGCCGAGUACUACGGGGGGGUGGCCGAGCCUCGGCCCCGCAGCCUGGCCUUGGAGGAGAAGGAGCCCCGGCCGCCGCCCCCCGGCCAGCAGCCCGGCCAGCAGCCCGGAGCCGGGGGGGCCCUGGACACCGUAUCUCUCAGCAGCAGCCUGGACAGCGGCAUGAGGACCCCGCAGUGCCGGAUCUGCUUCCAGGGGCCCGAGCAGGGGGAGCUGCUUAGCCCAUGCCGAUGUGACGGGUCCGUCCGCUGCACACACCAGCCCUGCCUGAUUCGCUGGAUCAGCGAGAGGGGCUCUUGGAGCUGUGAGCUGUGUUACUUCAAAUACCAGGUGUUAGCCAUCAGCACAAAGAACCCCCUGCAGUGGCAGGCGAUUUCCCUGACCGUCAUCGAGAAGGUGCAGAUCGCAGCCAUCAUCCUGGGCUCCCUCUUCCUCAUCGCCAGCAUCUCCUGGCUCAUCUGGUCAUCCCUCAGCCCCUCGGCCAAGUGGCAGCGGCAGGACCUGCUCUUCCAGAUCUGCUACGGCAUGUACGGCUUUAUGGACAUUGUCUGCAUAGGUCUGAUCAUUCACGAGGGCUCCUCGGUGUAUCGAAUCUUCAAGCGGUGGCAGGCAGUGAACCAGCAGUGGAAAGUGCUGAAUUACGACAAGGCCAAGGACCUGGGGGAGCCCGUUGGCAGCGGGGCGGCCAAGGCCGGGGGCAGGAAUUCACGGACGAACCCCUCCUCCGGGAGCGAAAGGAACCCCCGGCGGGGUCAGCGGGUUAGAACGAUUUUGAACCAUCACUGUGGCUACACCAUCUUGCACAUCCUCAGUCACCUGCGGCCGAACGAGCCCCGCAGGGGCGCCAGCUCAGGCCGGGAGGUGGUCAUGAGAGUGACAACUGUAUAACGCCGCCUGGCCGGUGGACGGGGGCGCUGGCGCGAGGAACACCUCGGAGAGCCGCUCCUGCAGGGGGGGGGAACUGCAUCCCAGGGAAGGGUGCAUGGCAGCUGUCUCCGCCCCACUGUUUCCACCUCAUCUUCCUACUCUGGGGGCCGUCCUCCCCGCGUCUUGGCCUGCAACCGGCUAACCUCCCAUCAAUGUGAAAAUUCCUGUGGGGGAAGGGACCGGGCUGGCCCCUUCCUGCUGGCUUUACUUGCAACCCCUCCCUGAUUGGAGGGAUGAGAGAAGAUUGUUAUCAAACCCCCCCCCCAGCGACGACUGAUCCAGGGGGCCGAGAACGAAUGUGCUUACCUCAUCAUCGGUCAAACUACAAUCCGAUCAACUCUCCCCAACCCCAACUCCCCGCCCACCCUGCCGUGAGUCUCCGCCCCGGAGACGCCAGCUGGAAAGGCUCUGAACUCCUCGUUCCCCACCCCCAAAAAAAAGGUGCAAUAAACACAUUUCUAAAGCAAAAUGGGAUCCGGCAAUAAGAUACCUGUACAUUUCAUCUUUAAUUGAAUGCAUGAGAAUCUG